AUGUUCAAGCUGCGCCAUGGAACAUGUCCAAGAUUACUGCGGCAUUGGGCGGAGGGUGUUAGGGAUGCCGGGAAGGCUCCCAGGUCAAGCGUCCAGGAUGGUGGCAGGCAUGGGGGAACGAGCAAUUUGUCAGGGACUUUGCUCAUUGAUAUUUCUGAGCAGACAGCAACAACGCAGGGUGGCAUGAGCGAGGGGGCGGGGCAGCAGGACCAGAGCGAGCCGCAGAGGGGGGAAGCGUUCAGGAUAGAAACGGUGCUGCACAGCGGGGACCAGCUCAGGCGAGGAGAUGCGGGUGCGGCCGACAGUUCAGCUGUAGAUGGGGAAGUUGGUUCAAGGGAACAAGAGGGCGGGCCGCUUCCGGCAGCAAGCGAGCAUCACCAAGAGCAGCGCGGGAGCGUGGUGACUCUGGAGUCGGUAUCAGCGUGCGCCGGAGACGGGCCAGAGUCAUAUGGGGAGACAUCGGAGGGAACAGCUUCUUCCAAGCUCGAAAGGACAGAUUCGGCUGUGCAUAAAUCGAGCGAAUGUUCAGAACCAGGGGGCCUUGAUCAAAGACAGGCAGAAACGUCGCAAGGGCAGGAAAUGAGCGGCCCCUCCGAAAGCAGUGGGGAGCCUCCAGCGGGGGGUCCCGAGGAGUCGAAGGAGCGCUCGCGGGAUAGCAAGCACGUGACGGCAGCGUGGGAGACGCUAGUGCGGUGGGGCCGCUUUUGGCGCAACCUGCACAAGGGGGACGUGACGGACGCGCUGACGCGCACGUCCAAGAUCUGCGUGUUUGGGGGGGGGUCGUUCGGGACGGCGAUGGCGGUGAUGCUGGCGCGCAACAAGGCCAGCCUGGACGUGGUCAUGCUCGUGCGGGACCCGCAGCUGGUGGCGUCCAUCAAUAGCAACCACCUCAAUACGCGCUACAUGCCCAACCACCCCCUCCCGCCCAACGUGCGCGCCACCACGGACCCCGCGGAAGCCAUCGAGGGGGCCCAGUACGCCAUUCACGCCGUGCCCGUGCAACAGAGCGCCGCGUUCCUGAAAAGCAUCGCGUUGCUCAUCCCGGCUAGCCUGCCCAUCGUGUCUGUCAGCAAGGGGCUCGAAGUGUCGACGCUGGAGACAAUGGCGGAGCUCAUCCCGCGCGCGCUGGGGCGGAAAGGGCACCCCGUGGCGGUGCUGUCGGGGCCGUCGUUCAGCGUGGAGCUGAUGGACAAGAAGCCGACGGGGCUGGUGGCCGCGUCGCGGGACCCGGAGCUGGCGCGCGCGUGCCAGCAGCUGCUGGCCUCCAAGUACCUGCGCAUCAAUACCACCAGGGACGUGCUGGGCGUGGAGAUGGCGGGCGCGCUCAAGAACGUUCUGGCCAUUGCGGCGGGCAUCGUGGAGGGCAUGGGCCUCGGUAACAACUGCAUGGCCGCGCUCGUUGCGCAGGGCUGCGCAGAGAUUCGCUGGCUCGCAGAAAAAAUGGGCGCUAAGCCCGCCACCUUGGCCGGGUUGUCUGGUACGGGUGACAUCAUGCUGACGUGCUUCGUUAGCUUGUCGCGGAACCGCUCCGUGGGGGUGCGCCUCGGUUCCGGGGAGAAGCUGGACGACAUCCUGGCGUCCAUGAGCCAGGUCGCAGAGGGUGUCGCCACAGCGGGGGCGGUCAUUGCGCUGGCGCGCAAGUACCGGGUGUCCAUGCCCGUGCUGACCGCCGUCGCACGGAUACUCGAGAACGAGCUGACGCCGAAGAAGGCGGUCCUAGAGUUGAUGAGCCUGCCGCAGGUAGAAGAAGUCUGAAGGCACAGCCUAGGCGGGGGGUCCUUUGUCCAUGCCAUUGGCCACUUCUGACUUUCAAGUGAGAGCACGAGCCUUGCUUAGGGAGCGUGCAUGGGCAAAGUUCGAUUUUUAGGAAUAUUGACGUAGGCCUAGGCACAUUGUCGUACGCAACCGACACUGCCCAAGCGUCGCCUUGAUUCCAAAUUGCAGUUACCAUCGGAAGAAACGCCGUACUAGAAGGGCUAAUCACCACCAUCGGAGUGUCAUAAGUAUUCUUUCGUUGACUAGCGUGCGUUAGCUGUGAAAGCUUGAGGGCAAGGAGGAUUGCGGACAAUGAGUUACAUUAUAUUAUUCAACAUCGAUUGAGGACCUUCGCUUCAAUACGGUCACAUCACUGCAUGCCGGCCGGGGCAGAUUGCUUCGAUCGUCUGAUGAGCUACCUGAUUGAGCAGAUAAGAGGCGAUCAUGUAGGUUAUAUCCGGGCCCAGAUUCUGGCGGCACGUUGCUAGGGGCGAAAUGGCUGGGACUUAAUUCGGCAUCGAACACAGCUCGUCGAACGUUAUAAGGUCUGUG
Molecule: messenger RNA, 2307 nt
Organism: Klebsormidium nitens
Lineage: Eukaryota; Viridiplantae; Streptophyta; Klebsormidiophyceae; Klebsormidiales; Klebsormidiaceae
Source: the annotation of a GenBank genome assembly